ACGCUGCGAUGAUGAAGAGGGGUGUGUGAGCUAUAGCCGUGUGCGCCAUCUCAUUCAGGCGUCCGCAAAAUUUGAACACAAACCUCAACCAUCCCGCUCGCUCCCAUUGAUCACGCUAGAAUCACGCAGCCAGCACUCGAAAUCAGCUGGCGUUCACGUGAACAUUGCAUGCGGCUAGCUCCCAUUUAAAAGGCAUUCGGACGGACUUUGGACUUUGCUUUACGGCUGGUCGUAUUUGUUUUAUUUUGCGUUUGCCUCCCUUGGCUGCAGUACUUAUGUUUCAAUGACGUCGCUCUUCGUCGGUGUUUCACUUGCCGAGAGAGCAGCGCCAGUCGUAUGCGCUAUCUCAUUACCCCCCGUUCAGCGAGCCCUCGUCGGCUUAAUCUGCUAGUCAGCGAAUAUUUUACGUCGAUGACUGUAAAACUAAUGACACAACUCGGCGCACACUUGAAUUAAGCGAUUAUACACACCCAUUCCGCGUGCACGAUGAAGAAGCUUCAGGAACGUUGUAUACGUGACUGAGCGCGUGUUUUGGUUACUUUCCAAGAUGGCGACUGCUAACCUCGAGCAACGCUACUUCAAGCGAGGUGAAGCAAGCGCUAAAACGCAAAUUGGAACAACAACAGUCGCCACGUAUCGCCGAGAUGCAGACUAAAGGUUUCGCCACACCCAAUCAUUCAGAUUUAUCCGAGGAUGAAUCUGAUUUACCACCGCGCAAACGACUAUACGUUCGCGAUCCGGUUCAACUAGAACAACACUACCAUCACACAUCGUCCACAUCGAUGACUCCACCACCAUCGGACUUUUCCGGUUCGGAGGAUGAGAAUACCAAAUCUGCGGAUGAUACCCAAAUGGCACCACCGCAGCGCGAAAGUGUCAUUAUGCGAAUCAACAAAGAUGGAUCGUGUACGGCGGCCAGCGAAACUAAAGAUGAGUCCAAUCUAAACGUAUUUCGCUGCGUCAAGUACAAAAUGGGACGACGAUCACCGUUCGAAAAGCGUCCGGAAGCGUCGCUCGAAUUCCCGAACCAGGACGAGCCCGUUCGGUUGACUAACAAUGAUUUCCCAGAUCGAGUCAGCACACGAGAACCUAUGGUCGCCGCAGUUCCCAGCCGGGUAUUAGAGUCGAGCCAGAAGUGUGCUCCUCUUACCACCGUACCUGUCGUACCUCCACCAGCACCAAAGUCUACUCAAACAGUCAAACCAUCGACCUCGCUUCCCGUCAUUGCACCCAAGAUUCCGCAAAUCAUUCUCGCCACCCAGAACGGCUUUAUCCUAGUACCUCCGCAAAUCUCACAAAACCUGCUAUCGACUGGUAACGGUAAAGCAAUUCUGGUCCCUCAGCCACAAAACGCAUCCUCCGCGCAGCAGUCAUCGUCGCAAGCCGCUGUCCCGGCAAAACCAGAACGUCGGCGAAUCUACGAAUGUGAACACCCGAACUGUGGUAAAAACUACUUUAAGUCAAGUCAUCUUAAAGCUCACCAGCGAAUUCACACCGGUGAGCGACCUUUCAUGUGCAAGUGGUCUGAUUGCGGCCGCCGAUUCUCCCGGUCCGAUGAGCUGUCCCGUCACAAACGGACCCAUACUGGUGAAAAGAAGUUUGUCUGUCCCGUCUGUCAGCGACGUUUCAUGCGAUCUGAUCAUCUCUCGAAGCACGUAAAACGUCACAACAAGGAUAAAAGUCAAAAAGAUCAACAGCAGCAUCAACAACAACUGCAGCAGACCCAGCAACCCCAAGUUGAACUAGUGCGCUCGCUCUACCCGGUUUCCAUGUACCAACCGACACAGGACGGCGUUCCCGUACAGUUCGUCACGGCUGCCGCGCCUACUGAGAUUCGCGUUCAACCAAUCUACUAAGGUGGCAACGCGCCUGCUCGUUUUAAAGCAAACAAAACAAACUCUUGUACAUAGCUGGAACUGACUAGAUUUUAGCCUAUUUUCUCGUUGUUAACCUGUUUAUUGACAAUCUAUUAUCUGUGGUGUCCCUUCAGAACUUUCCGCAGACGCUCAUUCCAAGUUACAAAUUACAGCCUAUCUUAUCCAAUUAAACGUUUCGAAGGGAAUGGUUACAAGAGAAAGUUGUGAAUAGUUGUGUUUUGAACCACAAAUAACACUUGUGCAUGCCUAGGGACUUGCACAGAGCGUUUCGUUAUUAUUCUCGUAAUUGUCAAGUUUUCGUUUAAUCUAUCUAUAAAAAUAUACAUAUAAAAUACAUCUGUGAUCGUUUUAAAGUUACAUUAAUUUUAGGACCAAUGCGUCAUUCAACUGAUUGUGUAUGGUUUAAGUAACUUAUUUGACAGCGCUAGGAAGGUUUAAGUUCACCUGUUUGUUCAAAAUCGAACUGUUUAAAAAAAUACUUUGUUUUCUUUUUUGUUUGUAAUGUAUGUAUAUAAGAUUGGGAAGAAUGAGAAAAGUAUGAAUUAUGAAAAAAUACAAAAACUUUCAC
Sabethes cyaneus is the source of this 2445-nucleotide messenger RNA. Its product is annotated as Krueppel-like factor 13. The transcript is spliced from 2 exons. NCBI's taxonomy places the organism in Eukaryota, Metazoa, Arthropoda, Insecta, Diptera, Culicidae. Bases 645 to 1856 code for a protein of 403 amino acids. Gene Ontology annotation, biological process: regulation of transcription by RNA polymerase II. The record is from RefSeq and is a predicted model, not a curated record. Gene Ontology annotation, molecular function: DNA-binding transcription factor activity, RNA polymerase II-specific; RNA polymerase II cis-regulatory region sequence-specific DNA binding.